Molecule: messenger RNA, 1821 nt
Organism: Solanum tuberosum (potato)
Lineage: Eukaryota; Viridiplantae; Streptophyta; Magnoliopsida; Solanales; Solanaceae
Product: putative late blight resistance protein homolog R1B-16
Exons: 1
Coding region: 1-1821 (606 amino acids)
Molecular function (GO): ADP binding
Source: RefSeq, a predicted model, not a curated record
AUGGAGAUUGUGUAUAGAGGUCUUAAGGGUAGGAGAUUUCUGAUUGUCAUAGAUGAUAUUUGGAGUACAAAGGCUUGGGACCAAAUGCAAAGAACAUUUCCAAAUGAUGACAAUAGAAGCCGAAUUCUAUUAACCACUCGGCUCAAGUAUGUUGCUGAUUAUGUCAGUUGUCCUGAUUUUCCACCUCAUCGCAAGUCUUUUCUAAGUCAAAAUGAUAGUUGGAAUCUAUUCACCGAAAAAUUAUUCAAAAACGAUCCGUGUCCUCCUUUACUUGUAGAAAUAGGGAAGCAUAUUGUACGACAAUGUCAAGGAUUACCUCUCUCUAUUGUUGUUGUUGCUGGACUUUUUGUAAAAAUGGACUUAACGCAUGACAAUUGGAAGGAGGUUGAGGAAAAUCUGAAGUCAUUCUUUGGUACAGUAACCGAACGAUGCCAAUCAAUUCUUUCUUUGAGCUACAACUACUUGCCCCAAUAUUUGAGGGAUUGUUUUCUCUACAUUGGAUUUUUUCCAGAAGACAGAGAGAUUGAUGUUUCCAAGUUGAUUAGGCUAUGGAUUGCUGAGCAAUUCGUAAAGGCAAGAAGCAAUACAAGGUUAGAAGUGGUGGCAGAGGAGUAUGUACAAGAGUUAAUUGAUAGAAGUCUAAUUUUGACUGGUACACAUAGUCUUACUGGAAGGAUGAAAACUUGCAAAAUUCAUGAUCUUCUUCGCCAACUAUGCAUAAGUGAAGCUCAUACGAAAAGUGUUGUGCAUGUCAUGAAUGGGAAUGAUCAACAUCGAAUGAUCCUUCUGUCUGAAGUUGAAGAGAAGCAUGAUUAUGGUAUGCAACAUAGCAGUGGUAUUAUCCGCACCUUUAUUUCAAUGCAAGUACAUUUUCCAACACGGAUGUGUUCCAUUGUUUCACAGUUCAAGUUGCUUAAGGUAUUGGACGUGUUACCAGUCCUGUACGAUUUCUCUUGUGUAAUACCUGAACUUGUACAUUUGAGAUAUGUUGCUGUAAGAAUUGAGGAAGCUCUUUCACUAGCCAAAAUGAGAAAUCUACAGACCAUAAUUAUUCGAAGGCAUGUCUAUCUCGGACCAACAACAUUGAAGCAGCCACUAGAUAUCUGGAGAAUGUCAGAGAUAAGACAUUUGGAUAUUGAUAUUCCACUAUAUAUAUCAAAUCCUGAUGAAGCAGAACAACCUUUGUGCCUUCUGAAUAACUUGCAAACACUUUAUCUCCGUAACUCUCCUUUUGUUGCGGAAAUCAUAAGAAGAACUCCCAAUCUAAAAAAGCUUAAGAUUUUAAAUAGAUCUAAGCAUCCUGAUUUUCUUGAUUCUCUCAGUAUGUUACAGGAUCUGGAGACACUACACAUAGAAACACAAGAAAACAUUGAUCCGAUGAUUAUCUCAGGAGAUAUUUUUCUUCCUAAUCUCAAGAAGUUGACAUUAACACGUACUCGUAUACCAUGGGAAGUUGUGAAUUUGCUGGCUAAUUUACCGAAUCUUGAGGUGCUCAAAGGGAAUUUUGCAUUUGCUGGAACAGAUUGGAAAGUAGAUGAAGAUGUUGUGUUUCAUAAAUUAAAAUAUCUACAACUGUAUGGGAACUAUGAUCUGAAAAGGUGGGAAGCAGCUGGUAGUGAUAAUUUUCCGAUGCUUGAGCAAUUAAUACUGCAUUGGGUUAUUCAACUGGAGGAGAUUCCGGAGAGUAUUGGAGAUAUAAUGACACUAAAAUUCAUCAAAAUAAAACGUUGCUGCUCUUCUGUAGUAAAUAGUGCAAAGAGAAUUCAACAAGAGCAAGAGAGCUUGGGAAAUUAUGAGCUUCUAGUUCUAAUCUACUCCUAA